Molecule: messenger RNA, 965 nt
Organism: Corylus avellana
Lineage: Eukaryota; Viridiplantae; Streptophyta; Magnoliopsida; Fagales; Betulaceae
Source: RefSeq, a predicted model, not a curated record
CUACCGAAGACCUAUAUACGUACGCAAAUUAAUAUUAAUUCCCCUGUUCUCAAACAGAGCUCCAUUUUUCGGAUCUUGAAUCUUUCAGAUCUGCCAAAAAAACUGAGAAGAUCGAUCCAAGAAAUUAACCCCCACAAUCCAAAAUGCACAGUGGAAGCCAUAACUUUCCCAAUGAGGAAGCUGGCAAGAUCUUCCCAAGGCUUCUGUCAAAGGAGACCUCUCUGGCCAACUCUUCUUGCAGGGUGCUCUACUACGGAGGCGCUUCCGGUGCGGUUCCCUUCACGUGGGAGUCACAGCCGGGAACACCUAAGCACACCCUUUCUGCGGCGUCUCUUCCUCCCCUCACGCCCCCUCCUUCCUAUUAUUCUAACUCCAUCUCCAACUCCAUGAAAAAGAGCUCGAAGCCAAACGUCUUGUACGCCAUUUUCCCCAAGCUGUCUCCGAGGAAGGCUCUUGUGUCGCCGUCGUCGUCGCUGUCGUCUGUUUCGUCUUCGUCGUUAUCGUCGUGGUCGUCGUCAACAUAUUCAGUAUCGCCAAAAUAUCAUAGAUCGCCUACUUCAACGUUGUCGUUUGGUGCAAGGCGUAAAGGUUCGAAUCGGUUCCGAGGCUGCUACUCAAUGGGGAACAUGAAGAGUGCAUUCUUGGCGAUUGUAGGUCAGCGAUCAGGCCAAGGUAAAUCUAAUUAGCAGUGACUUUUAUUUUAUAUAUGAUUAUGAAUUUUUUUUUUUUUUUUUUUGGGUUCUUGUGGGCUACGUACGUUGUUGUGUUCAACGUCAUUUCUCAUGAUCGUGUGAAACGAUGAUGUCCUUGAUACUAUUCAUGUUAAUUUCCAAAUUUUCUACGUCGUCUGUGUCGCCGGCCACCAUUGUCAUUAAAUAAUAAACGUGAAUGGAAGAUCUUGUAAAAACGCACAAACAAAGUGCUUGCUUCUUUGUCGUUUAUCAAAACCUGAUGCAGAUCCUUUU